AUCGCCAUCCUCUCUCCGUCGCGUAGUUCAAGGAGCUUUCCUCUGAUCAUCCUUGAAUAUCUCUCUCUCCCUCGUCUUCUUCUACCUUUGUAACCGAACAUGAACUCAUCGUCGUUGAACGUACUUGUUUCUCCUCCUCUUAUUUCUACCUCAACACCAACUUUAAAAGCUUUCCAUCGACCUAACUUUUCUUCCAAGCCCUCUAAAAGGAUCAGUUGCAUGCACGAUCCCAGCAUCAAUCUUAACUUCGGUUCGAAAUCGAAUCCAAAACAUGACUUCCCUGUUUCUUUCGCCACGGCUUUCGUCGAAGCUCCCUUGGGAACAACAACAACAACAACAACCUCGGCCGACAAGCUCCACCUCCUCGUAUCCGAGUUCCGGUCCUUAACCGAGCCAAUCGACCGAGUCAAACGUCUCUUGAGCUACGCGACGGCUCUAGCUCCACUCGACGACUCGGCUCGCGUUCCGGCGAACCGAGUCACCGGAUGCACGACUCAGGUAUGGCUGGAGAUCAAGGUGGACGAGUUAGGUAGGAUGAGGUUUAAAGCAGACAGCGAUUCAGAGAUCUCGAAAGGGUUCUGUUCUUGUCUUAUCUGGAUCCUCGACGGCGCUAAACCGGAGGAAGUGAUGGGCGUGAGAGGCGAGGACUUGUCGGAGAUGAACGUUGGGGUUCACGGGAAGGUCCAGUCAAGGGUUAACACGUGGCAUAACGUGUUGAUGAGUAUGCAAAAACGGACCAAGGCUCUUGUUGGUGAUGCUGAUGUGGUGCACCGAGAAGGAGACAGAUCAGCACCGCAUCAGCAUAAUCUUUUGUUUGAUUAUGUUAAUGGGAGAAGUUACGUGGAAUCUGCUUCUAAGGUUCAUCGUGAUUACUCCAUCUCGGUGCUUCCUUUGGGUUAUGAUUUUACGAUAUGAAAUGUUGUUGGUGUGUUUCUUUUAGAAUGUUUUUGUAAAGUCUUCUGGAACAUAAAUUGAAAGUUUGUGUUUCUGUAUUUUGCAAAUUAAUAGUUUUUAGGAUAACCAACUUUUAGUUAGUAAGAUUAUUAACAUAAAUGGCGAUGGGAUAAUCCUAAAAUUAAAACCAGGAUUCUCCAUCACAUCCAAGUCCUACUGUGUGAGAAGACUUUUCGUCGUUGGCAACAACAAAAACUUUUAGUUGUUGGUCAAAGAAACCAUAGCAGCAAAGAUAAAGAUUGCAUAAAAUAAAAGAGAAACUACUUAGUAUCAAUGAUUGAUGAAAUCCUCUCCACAGACUAUUGAAUCGAAAAAUAACAAAAGUAUCAAGCUUAUCCAUGGAGCAAGGCAUGUUUUUUUUUUUUGUGUUUUAAUAAAGUAUAUUUACUUACAGAGGUGAUAACUGAUAAGUAAACCAUGGAUGGUGUUCAGUCGAUACCAUUUUGAGUCAAUAACUGGGACGAUCAAACGCUUAUGGUCUAUCAGAUGCUUCUAUGAUCGACAGGUCAAUCACUCAAUCGAUUACCUUUUUUUCUCAUCUUGUUCAUUUUCCACCAGACUAUUUGUGUUCAAACUUAAGCAUGAUCGAAUCAUGGGAAACCCUCAUCUCAUGCAGAUUUCCAAUGCAUGAAAAUUGUAUAAUGUUCAAAAUUCCGUGAGUUUCAUCUUUUCGUC
Molecule: messenger RNA, 1629 nt
Organism: Brassica oleracea var. oleracea
Lineage: Eukaryota; Viridiplantae; Streptophyta; Magnoliopsida; Brassicales; Brassicaceae
Product: sufE-like protein 2, chloroplastic
Exons: 2
Coding region: 100-915 (271 amino acids)
Source: RefSeq, a predicted model, not a curated record